This is a messenger RNA of Vitis riparia (riverbank grape), 2505 nucleotides long. Its product is annotated as disease resistance protein RUN1-like. Gene Ontology annotation, biological process: signal transduction; defense response. The transcript is spliced from 4 exons. Gene Ontology annotation, molecular function: ADP binding. The record is from RefSeq and is a predicted model, not a curated record. NCBI's taxonomy places the organism in Eukaryota, Viridiplantae, Streptophyta, Magnoliopsida, Vitales, Vitaceae. The coding region runs from base 1 to 2505 and encodes 834 amino acids.
AUGGCUUUUGCAAACCCUCAAAGUCAAAGAGCGUCUUCUUCUUCAUCUUCUAUUUCUACUGGUGGAUGGAAUUACGAUGUUUUCUUGAGCUUUAUGGGUGAAGAUACCCGCCACAAUUUUACAGAUCAUCUCUACAGAGCUUUGAAUCGGAAAGGGAUUCGUACCUUUAGAGAUGCUGAAGAGCUACGAAAAGGAGAAGAGAUUGCACCAGAACUUUUAAAAGCUAUUGAAGAGUCAAGGAUUUGUCUCAUAAUUCUCUCGAAAAACUAUGCCCGUUCUAGGUGGUGUCUGAACGAACUGGUGAAGAUCAUGGAGUGGCGGCAGUCUAUGGGACAAUUAGUUUUUCCGAUUUUCUACCACGUGGACCCAUCCGAUGUGCGAAGACAGACUGGGAGUUAUGAACAAGCAUUUGAAAGGCAUGAAAGAAACCCAGACCAGAUACAAUGGUGGAGGGCAGCGUUGACGGAGGUGGCCAAUAUUAGUGGAUGGCAUUUACAGGAUGGGUCUGAGGCACUUGUUAUCGAGGAGAUUACUUCCACUAUUUGCAGGAGUUUAAACCGGGAGCUCUUACAUGUUGAAAAGAACCUCGUGGGCAUGGAUUGUCCUAGGAUGUCCUCUUCUUCUUCUUCUACUUCUAUUGGUCCAUGGGAUUAUGAAGUUUUCUUGAGCUUUAAGGGUAAAGAUACCAGCCACAACUUCACGGAUAAUCUCUAUGCAGCUUUAUAUCGGAAAGGGAUUCAUACCUUUAGAAUCGAUGAUCUACGGGGAGAAGAUAUUGCACCAGGUCUUUUGUACGCUAUUGAGAAGUCAAGGUUGGUUCUUGUAAUUCUCUCGCACAACUAUGCUCGUUCCAACUGGUGUUUGGACGAACUGGCGAGGAUAAUGGAGUGCAGGGAAGAAAUGGGAAAAAUAGUUUUUCCAGUUUUCUGUCAUGUGGAUCCUUCCCAUGUGCGAUAUCAGAAGGGCAGCUAUGGAGAAGCAUUCGCUUAUCAUGAAAGAAAUGGGUUUGGCCACAAGACACAGAGGUGGAGGGCAGCUUUGAGCGAAGUGGGUAGUCUUUCUGGAUGGCAUGUACAUGAUUGGUCUGAGGCAAAUUAUAUUGAGGAUAUUACUCACGUUAUUUUGAUGAGAUUUAGUCAAAAAAUCUUACAUGUUGAUAAGAAGCUCAUUGGGAUGGAUUAUCGUUUGGACCAAUUGGAAGAAAAUUUUCCUCAGAUUAUAGACCCAUUAUCAAAUGACGUUCGCAUGGUUGGGAUCUAUGGAUUUGGAGGAAUUGGUAAGACAACCAUUGCCAAAGUUUUAUAUAACCAAAUUGCCGCUCAAUUCAUGAUUGCUAGCUUUAUUGCUAAUGUUAGAGAGGACUCCAAAAGUCGAGGUCUACUUCAUUUACAAAAGCAACUCCUUCAAGAUAUUUUGCCAAGAAGGAAGAACUUUAUAAGCAACGUUGACGAAGGGAUCCAUAUGAUAAAAGAUAGACUAUGCUUUAAAAAGGUCCUUCUUGUGCUUGAUGAUGUUGAUGAUUUGAAUCAACUAGAAGCCUUAGCUGGUGAUCAUAAUUGGUUUGGUUUAGGAAGUAGAAUUAUUGUAACAACUAGAGAUAAGCAUUUAUUAGAGGUGCAUGAAAUGGAUGCAUUAUAUGAGGCUAAGAAAUUAGAUCACAAGGAAGCUGUUGAACUCUUUAGCUGGAAUGCGUUUAAACAAAACCAUCCCAAAGAAGAUUAUGAAAUAGUUACAAACUCUGUGGUGCAUUAUGUUAAUGGUCUUCCGUUAGGUCUUAAAGUUUUGGGUUCUUUCCUAUAUGGCAAGACAAUACAUCAAUGGAAAAGUGAAUUGCAUAAACUAGAACGGGAACCUAACCGAGAAAUUCAAUGUGUGCUUAUGAGAAGUUAUGAUGAAUUAGAUCGCACACAAAAGCAAAUAUUCCUAGAUGUUGCUUGCUUCUUUAAUGGAGAGGAUAAAGAUUUUGUUACAAGAAUCCUAGAUGCUUGCAACUUCUUUGCAGAGAGUGGACUACGAGUCCUUGGUGAUAAGUGCCUCAUAAGUAUUAUAGACAACAACAUAUGGAUGCAUGAUUUGUUACAACAUAUGGGAUGUGGCAUUGUUGGACAAAAAUUUCCUGAAGACCCUGGAAAAUGGAGCAGAUUGUGCUAUCCUGAGGUUGUAAGUCGUGUGUUGACAAGAAAAAUGGGAACAAAGGCAAUUAAAGGGAUACUCUUUAACUUGUCUAUACCAAAGCCGAUACACAUUACUACUGAAUCCUUGGAGAUGAUGAAGAAUCUUAGGUUGCUGAAAAUCUAUUUGGAUCAUGAAUCUUCUUCUAUGAGGGACGAUAAUAAAGUAAAGUUGUCCAAAGACUUUGAAUUCCCUUCUUCAGAGCUAAGAUAUCUCUAUUGGCAAGGAUAUCCUUUGGAAUCUUUGCCAUCAAGUUUUUUUGCGGAGGACCUUGUAGAACUUGAUAUGCGUUAUAGCAGCUUAACACAACUUUGGGAAAAUGACACGGUAUGA